AUGCAUGUGGCAGUGUUGCGGCAUCAACAUGAGCUCGUACAGGCCUUGUUGGAGUUUGGGUUUCCAUUCACGCUGAAGAACAGCCGGCGAUGGGAGCCCGUGGAUGAAGCCAUCUCGUUGCGAGACCGGGCCAUGGUGAAAUUGCUCAUCGCAGCUGACGUCGCUGCCUUCAAGGCAGAGCAGAAGGCGAAGAGAGCUGCACUGCUGCAGACAAUGCGGGAUCUGGAUGACUUCACAUUCAAGGUGUGGAAGAAGGGAACAUCCAUGCGCGUGGAUGGAUCCCUCCAGGGGGUGGAUGACAAGGCAGGCACCCUGAUCCCCACAUGGAAGCGCGGCCACUUCUCCCUGCUGUUUGAUGGCGGCCAGACCCCAGCCUCUCUGCUGCUGGUGGACCACAAGAAGCGAUCUGUGGUGGACCUGACCAAGGAGAAGAAGAAGUUCAAGGUUGAUGUGGACGAUGAGGUGAGCCUUGCCAUGACAGACAAGAUUGGGAGGACCAAGAUGAAGGCGUCAGACUUUGCGUUCAAGCCUCUCAAGACCUGGUUCGGAGGGGACCAAACGGAGAAGAUUGAGGGGUGGAAGACGUAUGUGUAUGAGGCGGCAGGCAAGAUGAAGGCUGUCACCAUCACCAAGGCGCCCAUAAGCUUGCGGGAGGGUGCCUCCUUUGACGACUACCUGGCCAUGCAAAUUGAAGAGGACUCUGUGAGGGAGACCUACAUCGACCCUGUGUCUCUGCGCGGAGGGCCAGGCGCUCAUGAGGAUCCUGGUGAGGAGGGCGAGGCUCCUGAUGCCAGCAAGGCGGCCAAGGGCGUGCGUACGAUCACCGGCCGUUGCUGGAUGGCGGAGAACUUCCCCAUGAGCCUGCGCCAGCUGCUGCCAAUCCUGGACAUCGUGGGCACCGCCAACAAGCACCUCGCGCGCGCCGGCAAGUUUCUGCAGAAGUACGGCAACAUGUACCUCUUCCCCGUCAAGAUGCAGGCGCGGACCAUAGUGCCCCUGCUGUGGACAGUCUAUGCGCUCGUCAGCUUCCGCAACUUCCAUGCGCUACCGACAGAGGGGGAGUGUGCGCAGGACUCCUUCUUUAAGGCGCCAGAGGGCUACAGGCACAAAGCGCUGCAUGAAAGCCUCAGCAAGGACAGGAAUGGCAAGAAGGAUGGAAAACGUCUUGACAGCGGGCCUCUCGCAGACUUUGAAGAAGACGAUUUCCUGCUCUAA
Molecule: messenger RNA, 1215 nt
Organism: Coccomyxa subellipsoidea C-169
Lineage: Eukaryota; Viridiplantae; Chlorophyta; Trebouxiophyceae; Coccomyxaceae
Exons: 6
Coding region: 1-1215 (404 amino acids)
Cellular component (GO): cytoplasm
Source: RefSeq, a predicted model, not a curated record